This is a messenger RNA of Hibiscus syriacus, 818 nucleotides long. RefSeq names its product cold shock protein 2-like. Gene Ontology annotation, molecular function: nucleic acid binding; zinc ion binding. The record is from RefSeq and is a predicted model, not a curated record. Bases 54 to 620 code for a protein of 188 amino acids. The transcript has a single exon. Lineage: Eukaryota; Viridiplantae; Streptophyta; Magnoliopsida; Malvales; Malvaceae.
AGGCCCCGGAGGAGAAACUUCUUUAGCCAUUUUCUAGAAUCUUCUCGAAGGCGAUGGCUGAGACGACCACCACCGAGAGAUCCACUGGCACAGUCAAAUGGUUCAGUGCCCAGAAGUGUUUCGGUUUCAUUGCUCCGGACGGCGGAGGCGACGACCUUUUCGUCCACCAAACCUCUAUUCUUUCCGAAGGCUUUCGUACACUCUCUGAUAAUCAACCCGUUGAGUUCUCCGUUGAUAUCGGCGAAGAUGGCCGAGCAAAGGCAGUUGAAGUAACACCUAUGUCCCGAUCUCGUCGCCCUCCCCGUGGUGGUCGUGGCGGUGGAAGAGGAGAACAUUUUGGCGGCAGAGGUAGGGGUGGUGGUGGAGGUUACAGGAGAGGAGGUUAUGGUGGCGACGGCGACGGCGGAGGUAGUGGCGCAUGUUAUAAUUGUGGGAGGACGGGACAUUUAGCGAGGGAUUGUUAUCAAGGUGGUGGAAGAUCGAGAUACCGAGGUGGCCGUGGAGACGAUGGUGGAAGUAGAGGAUACGGCAGCGGCAAUGGUGAUGGCCGAGGAGCUGGGGGACGAUGUUUUAGCUGUGGAGAUGAAGGCCAUUUUGCAAGGGAUUGCCCUAACAAAUGAUUGCCAAAACGAUUCCUAUAUAUUUUGUGAGUACGAGUGUUUCUUUCAUGGUGUGUUGCAAAGGGGUUUACGAGCAAAAGGAGAAAUCCAAAAAUUAUUUAUUUUUCCGAUUAUAAUUUCUUUACCCACUUUUCCCCCCGAUCCCGAGUGAUCUGGUAACGUUGUAUAAUGUGCUAUUAUUGUUGUUAUUCUCUUAUU